Messenger RNA from Pisolithus orientalis, 1395 nucleotides. RefSeq lists its product as uncharacterized. The transcript is spliced from 6 exons. The coding region runs from base 399 to 1373 and encodes 324 amino acids. NCBI's taxonomy places the organism in Eukaryota, Fungi, Basidiomycota, Agaricomycetes, Boletales, Pisolithaceae. The record is from RefSeq and is a predicted model, not a curated record.
AUCGACUGCCUUUCCCUUGAUCUAUGUACACUGCGAUGUCAUGUAAAGUUUAACAACACAUCAGAACUAUGUACUAAUGCAUUUCCGCCCUCCAACCCUCCUUCCUUCAUGCCAUACUCGGAUUCCUUUUCAAGUGAAGCUGCGAAACACGUGCAUCCUCUUUCUGGAACGUUGGACUUUGUGCCGCCCACCAGGCGCCACCACAUGCCUAAUUCAUAAAUCAUUAUCUCGAGAGUGUCGGAUAACUUAUCCGCCCAGGCACCGGUACAGUGAUCCGUUGGACAUACGUACAUGUCGUGGAGCAUCCGGCGAUAAAUACAGGUAAUAAAGGAACUAGCUUCACCCCUUUCCAUAUCUCGUUCUAUCCAGACUGUUCCUCGUCGUGGGUUCAAUCGAACAUGCACCGCAUUACUCCCUCUUCCUCGCCGGUAACCCCCUCUCACGCAAUGUCAAGUGGGUCAACCACACGACUCCCUCAGCACCUAUGUCUUCAACAGGACUAUCACCUGAACCACAUGCAUUAUGGUGCGAUAGCCAGCCAUGGCUAUGCCAUCAAACAACCUCAAGUUGACUAUCUGCGGGGUACACCGCGGGCCGAAAUACCUUUGGACCAUGUCGCUGAAACUGGCGCAUUAUCUAUCGUUUCUCCGUCGCUCAAUCAGGCUCCGACCUCAACACUGAGGUACCAAGAUACGGCUUGGAGUGGUCAAUAUGCACAAGCGAACUACCCCGUUUCAACAUCUUACGCUGACGAAGAUGGGAGGUUAUCCAUCAUCAAGGGUCAACACGUUCAGCUGCUUCACCGUAUCGCUCCUGUUCCAAUUACUCAAGCCCACAUUCCUUCCCAGAACUACCACCAUGACACGCUACUUGUUAGUACCAAAACGCCCCAUUACGACGGGGAUGCACAGGGAUGCACCUCCGGCGAUGCCGCAUACUCUGGCAUUGCACUUUCAUCACCAAACACCAGUAUUAUGUUACCCAAUGUAGUAGAAUACUCAUUAGGAUCCCCGUGGGAGAACGGGAACGUUUCAAAGUUUGGCAAGUCGCCCUUCGCUCAUCAUGCCACCACUGGACUUUCGACGGGCCUGGCAUCCACAGUUCUCUUUUCGCCCACCUCAAAUGUAUCAUGGUUGGCGUCUUCAAAACCGGUUGUGCCGCUACUUCAAGGUCCUUAUCCUUCGGACCAUCUGGACAGUGAGAUCAUUCCAGCGCCUGUGGAAUUGGCGGCAAGUUCAACUUGGUCUGCAAGAAAGCCUUAUCUACCUUCAAGCCAAGAGAUAAAAAUUCGCACCCACACCCAUCGUGUCCCACAGUCCUUCCUCGCACGCUUCCAACCCUAUCUCAAUCCAACUCGAAUGCCCAGGUUGUAAACUUACAUGCAUCAGCAUCGAU